Drosophila ananassae is the source of this 633-nucleotide messenger RNA. RefSeq names its product protamine-like. The coding region runs from base 16 to 456 and encodes 146 amino acids. Lineage: Eukaryota; Metazoa; Arthropoda; Insecta; Diptera; Drosophilidae. The record is from RefSeq and is a predicted model, not a curated record. The transcript has a single exon.
GGGAAUUCCCGGGCAAUGGCGAUGGAUUCUAGUUUGAGGUAUAAAAACAAGCACGAUCCAAUGAAGUGUAAAGAAACAAUUGUUAUGCGAUUCUCGUUGGUGCUUCUCUUGGGCGUGCUUGCCUGCCUCCUGCUCGCCCAGCAGGGAUACGGAGCUAGCUCGGAUAGUUCCUCCGAUAGCUCCUCAGAUAGCUCCACUGAUAGCGCUACAGAAUCUUCCACAGCCGCAUCCUCCUCAUCGGAUACGACGGCAGCCUCCUCCGAUACGGACGCCACGACGACUACAACAACCUCAUCGUCCUCAUCCUCCAGCGCCGCUGCCAAACGAAGGGCCGCCGCCCGCCGACGCCGGCGUUUGGCCCGACAACGCCGCAGGCGUCAACAGCGCCAAAGACGUCGCCGCCAGCAGCAACGCAGAAGACGCCAGCAGAGACAGCGCAGGAACCGUCGUGGUUAAGGAUCGUUGCCUGAGAAGGACUUUCAGAAUGAUAUAAGGUCUCCUAUCUCUUAAGACCUAUCACUUAUCUUCUAUCUUUGAAAUAGCCAAAUAUUGAUAAUAUUGAAUAAAUCGGAACAAUCUUCGUCUUGCUUAACUUCAAUAAGGCGAUACAAAAAAAUGUAUUUAAAAAAUAAA